AUGAAAAACUUACCCAUUAAAGGUAUGAUAGAUAAGCUUGAAGCAUACGCUGGCCUUUCUGUGGUCCACAUAAGUUUCAUCCUCACCCAAAUAAGUCUUUUGGAGGUGGAAGUAUCUUUGUUAAUCAAAUGGUUGGUGGUUGAAGACUAUCAAAAGUGGCCUUGGAGGGAGUUCCAGACAAGUGUUGUCUCCCGGGACAUUGACACAGCGGCCAAGUUUAUUGGUGCUGGGGCUGCCACAGUUGGUGUGGCUGGCUCAGGGGCUGGCAUCAGGACAGUGUUUGGCGGCUUGAUCAUUGGCUAUGCCAGGAACCCAUCUCUCCCAUCUCUCAAGCAGCAGCUCUUCUCCUAUGCCAUUCUGGGCUUUGCCCUGUCUGAGGCCAUGGGACUCUUCUGUUUGAUGGUCACCUUCCUCAUCCUCUUCACCAUGUGA
Molecule: messenger RNA, 432 nt
Organism: Elephantulus edwardii (Cape elephant shrew)
Lineage: Eukaryota; Metazoa; Chordata; Mammalia; Macroscelidea; Macroscelididae
Product: ATP synthase F(0) complex subunit C1, mitochondrial-like
Exons: 2
Coding region: 1-432 (143 amino acids)
Biological process (GO): proton transmembrane transport; proton motive force-driven ATP synthesis
Molecular function (GO): proton transmembrane transporter activity
Source: RefSeq, a predicted model, not a curated record